AUUUUGAAAGUUGAAACAAAGGAGUAAACUUUUUUCAUGAUAAAAAUGUCAAAUCAGGCAGAUUUAAUUUCAAACACAACCAGUUGUAGACUUGUAGUACAGUACCAAAUCGAAUUCGCGCCUUUUACACAUUCUUCGUUUGUUUUCCCCCUUUAUCCCACUCUUCAUUUGUCUAGAAACAGCCACUAAUCCCACACCUCUUCAAUUUCAAUGGCGAAACAACAAAUACAAUCAAUACCCAAAACCGUUGAAAAUAGUCAAAAACACAAUCCUACAAAACCUCUUCUAUUAUCGAACAUUUUCUUACAGAAAAACCUUCAAAAAUGGCCAAUUAAGGUGAAUUUCUCUGGUUGGAGAAAACCCCAUCAAAGUUGGCCUAAUUGGGUCGAGAAAUUAUCCCUCAAAUACGCCAAAAUCUGGGAAUUAACAGGUAUUUGUGAUGGAAUCCUCUCUUCUUUGCAUGAAAUUAAACCUAACCCAGAAAUUAUUCUUGCUUUAUCUGAAUUUUGGUGCUCAAAAACCAAUACUUUUAUUUUUCCAUGGGGUGAAGCCACCAUAACUCUAGAAGAUGUAAAUGUGUUAUAUGGGUUGCCUAUUUUAGGAGAAACUGUAAACUUUUCGCUUUUCGAGGCUUCAUCUAAGAAUAUGGAACAAAAAUUGCAACAAGUGAAAGAUGCUAUGUCAACAAGUAGUAGUGAAAGUGAUGCUUGGAUUAAUUAUUUCAAUAAGGAGAAAGAUGAAAUUGAGCAUGUUGGAUUUUUGGCAUAUUGGCUUUCUAUGUUUGUGUUUCCUGAUCUAAAUGACAGAACAAUAGGAAAACAUGGUUUUUCAGUUGCUGUUCACCUUGCUCGAGGGGUGAAGAUCGCUCUUGCUCCUGCUGUUCUUGCUUGUUUAUACCAGAAGUUAACAUUUAUCACUCAGCAUGCUGCUGAUUUUGAUUCUGCUAAAAAGGAGGUUUCUGUUCCUGGUGCAUUUCAGAUUGUGCAACUUUGGGCCUUAGAGCGGUUUCCCUUGUUAGGAUCGAAGUUAUCGAAACCUUUGAGUUUAGGCCAUCCUAGGAUUGCUAGGUGGGAUAAGGUGAGUUUGAAGUCGAGUUUGGUUGAUGCAAGAAAAGCAUUGAGAUCAUCAGGUGAUAAUUUUUGUUGGCGGCCUUAUUGUUCAAACUUGGAGAAUUGGCGACAUAGGUGUUUCUACCUUGAUUAUGAGAAGGGUGAUGUUGAGGAAGUAAAAUCAUUUGGUGUAUUUUUGCAGCCUGUGGAGUUGUUCGGAAUUGAUUGUAUCGAAAUUUAUCAGCCCCAAAGGGUACUGAAGCAAUUGGGGUGUAAUCAAAAGGUUAUUGGAGCAACUGCAGCUUGUAGCCCUUUGAAAUCAGGAGAUAGCUUGCUUAAAGUGGAUAACUUAUCUAAGACUGGCGACAACAAGUUGUGGGAAAAACCGAUGAGUGCUCAUAAAAAUGCAAAUAAUGAAGAGCUUGAGCAGGACGGCAAUGAUGGUGAUAGAAAGCCGAUGAUAGCAAGCCAUGUUAUAGAUAAAGACGUAAAUUGUGAUGAAGACAUAUAUCUGCCUGAAUCAGCAGCAAAUAUUAGUCCUAAAAGCGAAAUUCUGAAUGUUUCGGGUGAUGAAACUGUUGCGAAACAAAACUUCUACCCAAGGGAUGAAGAUCAAAGCUUGGAAGGACUAAUAGUUGUGGAUUCAGACGAAGAAAUGACUGAGAAACUGGGGAGCAAGGAAGCUAUCCAGUCAAGAAGUAGUACAUGUAAGUUGAAAAGAAGGGUUGGCGAUUCAGCUGAUUAUCCUUUGUACAUCACUGAAUACUCUAGGAAGGCUGGGAAAAAGGAGAAAAAACCAGGUAUUUCUUUUGGAAAUGCAAUUGAUGUUGAGAUUUACUCGCUAUGAGUGAUGACAGAGAUACAAGGAGAUAAACACUUCUAGGAUUUUGUAAAUUUUAAGUUGUGUCUGCCUUUAUAGUUUUGAUGAGCAUGAAAUUGGAUGUAUACAUGUGGUCUGGUCGUUUUUUAGGUGAAUUAGUGCAUUAAGCUGCCUUUUGCUAUUCUGGCUCUUUUUAUUUUGGCUAUUGUCUUCAAAUAGUGAUUAUAGUUGCUUGAUUCUUCAACCAUCUGUUGGAGCUAGUACUUCAUUGAUAUCAUCAUCCAAGUUUCUGUCCUUUUUGGAGGCAAGAAAUUAAGCAUAACAAACUGUUUAGCAAAUAGAGCGUAUGAGUUCGUGGGAUACAAUAUGAAGGAAGACAAUAUACUCUUCAAAAAAAAAAAAAAGCAGCUACAUUGCACUCUGCACUCUACACUCGACUAGUACGUUCAUUCGUACAAGGACUGCCUUCAUUAGCCUAGUCAUAACUAGUUUUAU
Messenger RNA from Beta vulgaris subsp. vulgaris (sugar beet), 2364 nucleotides. Its product is annotated as serine/threonine-protein phosphatase 7 long form homolog. The transcript has a single exon. NCBI's taxonomy places the organism in Eukaryota, Viridiplantae, Streptophyta, Magnoliopsida, Caryophyllales, Amaranthaceae. The coding region runs from base 211 to 1896 and encodes 561 amino acids. Gene Ontology annotation, biological process: meristem maintenance; meristem development. The record is from RefSeq and is a predicted model, not a curated record.